AUGUUUGGACAUAUAAGAUUAAUUAGAUAUGGUCUCAAAAAGCAUUCAACGUUCCAACCUUCUGGUUUCAAAAAAUAUUCGACAUUCCAACCUCCUGGUAAUCUAGGGAAAGAAUUUAAGUUGAUGAAUUUUCAAUCUCCCGGUUUCAGAAAAUAUUCAACAUACCAACCUCCUAGUGGUCUAGGAUAUUCAAGAAAAAAGAUUUAUGAUCUGGAACGAAAUUUAAAUGAAAUGGGACAAAAAUUGAGAGAAGAAAUUAAUAAUGUGAGACAAGAAAUGGAGAAAAAUUUAGGAGAAGAAAUUAAUAAUGUGUGUCAAGUAAUGUUAAGAAAAGAAAUUAAUAAUGUGAGACAAGAAAUAGGUCAAAAUUUAGGAGAAGAAAUUAAUAAUGUGAGAGAAGAAAUAGGACAAAAUUUAAGAAAUAAAAUAGAACAAGACUUAAGAAAAGAAAUUAAUGAAGUGAACCGAAAUUCAUUAAAAAUCAUCAAUAGAGAAUAUGAAAUAUCAAGUUCUGUUUUAGUUACGCUUUCUGCUCUUUAUUGCACUUGCAUGACAACACUUGCAUGUUUAUCAAUUUUGGAUAAAUGGGAAAAUUUAAAACUUUAUUUUUCAAAACGUUUGGAAAAUUUUGCAAGUUAUUUUUAA
Molecule: messenger RNA, 645 nt
Organism: Rhizophagus irregularis DAOM 181602=DAOM 197198
Lineage: Eukaryota; Fungi; Glomeromycota; Glomeromycetes; Glomerales; Glomeraceae
Source: RefSeq, a predicted model, not a curated record